AUGGGAAUGUGGGGGAUAUGCAUUCUUGAUAUGGAAGAAAAAUUGAAAAGAAGAAAGUUUGACCAGAAGGUUAAUCGAGAAAUUAUAGCUGAAAUGAUAAUUACACAUGGUGCCCCAUUUAAUAUAGUUGAGUGGCAAGGCUUUAGAAAAUACCAAAAGUUCAUGAAUGAGGAAUGUAGGUGGAUUUCUAGAAAUACCAUUAAAGCUGAUGCAAUGGAAAUUUAUAAGGUUGAGAAAGAAAGGUUAAGGUCACAAUUGGCUCAAAUUUCAGGAAGAAUUUGUCUUACCUCUGAUUGUUGGACUUCAUGCACAAAUCAUGGUUUUAUUUCUUUAACUGCUCAUUUUGUUGAUGUGAAUUGGAACCUGAAUAAUAAAAUUCUCGCAUUUGCUCAUUUAAAACCACCACAUUCGGGACCUCAAUUAGCAUUGAAGGUGAUGAAACUUUUACGAGAAUGGGGCAUAGAAAGAAAAGUUUUUUCUCUCACUUUAGAUAAUGCUUCUGCAAAUGAUAACAUGCAAAACUAUUUGAAAGAGCACCUAGGAUUGUCAAGUAGCUUAUUACUUAAUGGAGAGUUCUUUCAUAUUAGAUGUUGUGCACAUGUCUUGAAUCUUAUUGUUCAAGAUAGAUUAAAGGUGGCAAGUGAUGCAUUACAUAAAAUUAGACAAAGUGUGCAUUAUGUGAGGGCAUCAGAAAGUAGAACAAUUCAAUUUUUUCAUUGUGUUAACAAUGUUGAUGGAAUUGAUACAUCAAUUGGAUUGAGGACUGAUACCCCCACUAGAUGGAACUCCACUUAUAUCAUGCUUGAGAGUGCUAUUAAUUAUCAGCAUGCCUUUUAUAGGUUAAGUUUGUGUGAUCCAAAUUACAAGUUAUGUCCGAGUAUUGUUGAAUGA
Messenger RNA from Lathyrus sativus (Indian pea), 891 nucleotides. The record is from the annotation of a GenBank genome assembly. NCBI's taxonomy places the organism in Eukaryota, Viridiplantae, Streptophyta, Magnoliopsida, Fabales, Fabaceae.